AGCAUCGAGCGGCGUGUGUAUCGGUGAGCAGGCGCGUGCUGGUUGGCUGGCGCGUAAGAAUAGAGCUAGUAAAUAGCUCGGCCGGCUCGAACGAUAUUACUAACCUAGCCCAACGGUGUUACGACACAAACCGAGUCGACCCUGACGCAAAAGUAGCAGCGCGCGCGCCUAGCCUAGCAGCCUGGCAGAGCUCGGUCGUUGACUGAUUAUUUUAUGCGCUCGAUGCAAGUGCGCUACACAACUCCUCGUUCGGGAUUCGAAGCCCGAUUCGAGUCGUUUCGAAUCACCGCUAAUCGACAUUCAAUUUUAACACGUAUCUGCGUGCAAAGAUGCAAAGUUUCUGAACUCGUUUUAAAUGUUAUCGAGUUUGUAGUAACGACUCGAUCGUUCGUGAAAAAUAUUCGUAUUCGUAAAGUUGGGGGAGGAGGAGAUAAUUUUUGCGGUAGAGAAAUAAAGUAAAAAACAAUGUAUCGAUACGAAAUUAUCGACACAAUUUUUUGCAACGUUUAAGAUAUAACGUGGAAACAAUGAUAUUCGCACGAAUGCGAAAGAGAUUGCUCGAGGAAAUUGCUCGGCGAUAAAAAUAGGAAUUGGCGAAAUUUUUAAGUUAAUUUGAACGUAUUUAAUCGAUCAUUUUACAAUUAUCACGCGAGUCAAGGUUAAACUAUCGAAGUUUUACACUUAUUAUUGUAUCGCUUUUAACAAUUAUCUUCAAGGAUCGAGGAAUAAUUUAACGUGUGUAACGUGUAUAUAUAUAUAUAUAUCGGGUUUAAAAAAUUCGAAAACAUCAGAAGUCAGAAAACAUUAGAAGUGGAAACAAGUUGAAGAAACACGAAACGAAAAAAAAAGAAUAUCAUGUUUCGAUACGUUAUCGUCUAUGUUCUCGUUGCUGUCGUCGUUUAUAUUAAUGCGGAGGUGAUCCCAUAUAUAGAAUGCGGACCGAAUGAAGAACCGUCUAUAUGUGGAGAAGGCCUGUGCCCACCAACUUGCUCUAAUCGUGGAAACGUGAAAUUAUGUCAGCAACGCAUAGGUGUAGGACCUGUUUGUCGGUGGGAAGAGACAGGAGGUUGUCGAUGCAUUAAGGGCACCGUUAGAAACGAAAAUAAUAAUUGUGUACCGCUUUCAGAAUGUCCUUCAACACCAUCCAAGCCUUGUCCUUUAGAAUGAAUAGACUUCGAUGUUAAUCUAUAUAUCAGAAAAGUAAAAAAUAACUAGAAGAUCCUUGUAUAUCUAUCAUUGUCCAAGUAGAAAAUAAGUCUUGUAUCGAAUAAACAGACUAUAAUUAGCAAUAAUA
This is a messenger RNA of Apis florea (little honeybee), 1294 nucleotides long. RefSeq names its product venom peptide BmKAPI. The record is from RefSeq and is a predicted model, not a curated record. NCBI's taxonomy places the organism in Eukaryota, Metazoa, Arthropoda, Insecta, Hymenoptera, Apidae.